Molecule: messenger RNA, 4050 nt
Organism: Protopterus annectens (West African lungfish)
Lineage: Eukaryota; Metazoa; Chordata; Ceratodontiformes; Protopteridae
Gene: PLCL1
Product: phospholipase C like 1 (inactive)
Exons: 5
Coding region: 48-3038 (996 amino acids)
Biological process (GO): lipid metabolic process; intracellular signal transduction
Molecular function (GO): phosphatidylinositol-4,5-bisphosphate phospholipase C activity
Source: RefSeq, a predicted model, not a curated record
CUGCAAACCAGAAGCCUGGAAGAAAGAAGACGGUAUCAUUUAGCAGCAUGCCGUCCGAAAAGAAAAUUAGUAGUGCCAGUGACUGCAUCAGUUUCAUGCAAGGCGGUUGCGAACUGAAGAAGGUCCGCCCAAAUUCACGCAUUUAUAACAGAUUUUUUACAUUAGACACUGACUUGCAGGCCUUACGAUGGGAGCCUUCCAAAAAGGAUCUUGAUAAAGCAAAGCUGGAUAUUAUUGACAUUAAAGAAGUCACAGUUGGAAAGAACACAGAAACAUUCAGAAAUAAUACAUUAGUUGAUCAGAUUUCUGAAGAAGCUGCCUUUUCAAUUAUACAUGGAGAGAAUUAUGAGUCACUAGACUUGGUGGCUCAUUCCGCUGAUGUUGCAAAUAUUUGGGUUUCUGGUCUAAGAUACUUGCUUUCUCACAGUAAGAGGCCUUUGGAUUUAAUUGAAGGUAAUCAGCCUACAUUGAGAUUCACGUGGUUGUCCUCUGUUUUUGAUGUGGCUGAUGUGGAUGGGUAUGGAAUCAUGUUAGAAGACACAGCAGUAGAACUUAUAAAGCAGUUGUACCCGGGUUUGAAAGAAUCAAAAACAAGACUAAAAUUCAAAGAAAUCCAGAAGAGCAAAGAAAAACUGACAACAAGGGUAACAAAGGAGGAGUUCUGUGAGGCGUUCAGUGAGUUGUGUACUAGGCCAGAGGUAUAUUUUUUAUUAGUACAGAUCUCAAAAAAUAAAGAACACCUUGACUGCCAAGAUCUGAUGAUGUUUUUAGAAGUUGAGCAAGGCAUGACUCAUAUCACUGAAGAAAUGUGUUUAGAUAUUAUUCGGCAGUAUGAGCCUUCAGAAGAAGGCCGGCAUAAGAAAUGUAUUGGCAUCGAUGGCUUCACACAGUACCUCUUGUCCUCAGAAUGUGAUAUUUUUGAUCCAGAACACAAAAACGUUUAUCAAGACAUGACACAGCCUCUUUCUCAUUACUAUAUCAACUCUUCCCAUAACACAUACUUAAUAGAAGACCAGUACAGGGGACCAGCUGAUGUAAAUGGCUAUGUCAGAGCACUAAAAAUGGGGUGCAGAAGUAUUGAGCUAGAUGCUAGUGAUGGUCCAGAUGGUGAACCAAUCAUAUGCAAUCGUAACAACAUGAAUUCGGUACUUUCCUUCCAUACUGUGAUAGAGGUGAUUAACAAGUAUGCAUUUGUAGCAUCAGAAUAUCCACUCAUACUAUGUCUGGGUCACCACUGUUCUGUGGAGCAACAGAAGAUUAUGGCACAGCACAUGAAAAAAAUUUUUGGGAAAAAACUCUUUACCGAGCCUGCAACAGCUACACAGUUAUUCUUGCCAUCCCCUGAGAAGUUACGAAAAAGAAUUAUCAUCAAAGGGAAAAAACUUUUAACAGGAAAUGAGUCUUCUGGAGAUGUUACAGAUGAGGAUGAAGAGGCUGAAAUGUCCCAAAGGAUGAAUGAAGAUGACUUCAUUGAGAAGAAAUUGAUAAAAUUGUGCCGACAGCUCUCAGACCUAGUGGCUGUUUGCAAAUCUGUUCAGUUCAAAGACUUUGAUUUUUCUAUGAAGAGCCAAAAAUGUUGGGAAAUAUGUUCAUUCAGUGAAACAGAGGCAAGCAAAUUUGCCAAUGACUAUCCAGAAGACUUUGUUAAUUAUAAUAAGAAGUUUUUGUCCAGGGUAUACCCUAGUCCAAUUAGAAUAGAUUCCAGCAAUGUAAAUCCCCACGAUUUUUGGAACUGUGGAUGUCAAAUUGUGGCCAUGAACUAUCAAACUCCUGGGCAAAUGAUGGAUCUGAACACUGCAUGGUUUUCACAGAAUGGGGGCUGUGGAUAUGUUCUUCGUCCUUCUGUUAUGCGGGAUGAGGUAUCUUAUUUUAGUGCUAAUACCAAGGGGGUUGUCCCUGGAGUCUCUCCUCAGGUUUUACAUAUUAAAGUAAUAAGUGGUCAGAACUUCCCAAAACCAAUGGGAGCAUGUGCAAAAGGUGAUGUCAUAGACCCCUAUGUAUGCAUCGAGAUACAUGGAAUUCCUGCUGACUGUGCCGAGCAAAGGACUAAAACAGUUCCUCAAAAUGGUGACAAUCCUAUUUUUGAUGAAAGCUUUGAGUUCCAGGUGAACCUACCAGAACUUGCUCAGGUUCGAUUUGUGGUUUUGGAUGAUGACUAUAUUGGUGAUGAAUUUAUUGGGCAGUACACUAUUCCAUAUGAAUGUUUGCAGCCUGGUUACAGACAUGUUCCUUUGCUCACUUUUGUUGGAGAACCCAUUGAAAACAGUACGCUGUUUGUUCACAUUGCAGUAACAAACCGGAGAGGGGGUGGAAAGGCGCAGAAGCGUGGUCUUUCUGUAAGAAAGGGGAAGAAGGCCAGAGAAUACACCAUGAUGCGACAUACAGGAAUCAGAACUAUUGAUGAUGUUUUUAAACUUGCAGUACAUCCACUGAGAGAUGCUACAGAUGCUAGAGAAAACAUGCAGACUGCCAUAGUGUCCGUUAAAGAGAUGUGUGGCCUUCCUUCUAUCUCCAGUCUUAAGCAGUGCAUGCUGAGUCUGGCUUCAAGACUGCAGAACAGUGACAACACACCCUGUGUAUCUCUCAGCAUGAAGGAAAAUUACCCAUACCUGGAGCCAGUGGGAGCAAUAACUGAGGUACAGAGAAAGCUUCUGGCUGCAUACGACCUGAUGAUACAGGAGAGCAAGUUCCUUAUAGAAGCAGCUGACAGCAUCCAUGAGAAAAUUGCCCGGUGUCAUAAAGAAGGGAUGGAAUUCCAUGAAGAACUCCAUAAACUUGGAACAAAGGAAGGUUUAAAAGGAAGAAAGCUAAGCAAGGCUGCUGAAGGUUUUGCAUGGAAUAUCACUGUUCUAAAGGGGCAAGGUGACCUCUUGAGAAAUGCGAAGAACGAAGCAAUAGAGAACUUAAAGCAAAUUCAACUGGCCUGCUUGUCUUGUGGAUUCUGUAAACCAGGAAGUGGACCUCCAGAAACUAAACACAAACGAGGUUUACAGGUCAUACAAGAAAAAGACUUAAGAGAAGCAUAUGGAAAAACAUAAUUCUGAGCUAAAAUAACAGACUUGAAUGUAAAGAAAACACUGGGAACUCUAUUUGCUACACAUUUCAUUUCCACUCACAACCCUUAAGCUGCCUGUAUUUUAACACCAAAACCCAUACAAAAGUUACAUUUUUACUAUUAAUUCUGUCAAUACAUAUUGGUCUGUGAUAUUCUGAGUUUCCCUUUAAGUGAUUCUGCUGUAGUGCACCAGUUUUUAGCUACUUGAUUACCGUUGGAAAACCAGCAUAGUGUUGAUUACAUUAUGGAAAAAGAAAAUCAGAGGUGUAGCAAACCAUCACAUCCUGUAAAUGCAGCCAAACACUUAUUAGUCCCUUUGUCAGAGGAUUUUCAAAAUGUAGAUAGAUUUUAUUAUAGCUUACCUCAUGCACUCAAAAAAGUUAAAAACAGUACAUACACACUAGGCUGUCCGGAAAUCAACUGCUAUUCAUUUUAUUUAUUUAUAGAAACAUUGUUAAAAUCUGCAGAUGGAGUAGUCUUUGCUAAUAUGGAGGUAAAAAUCUAAAUGGACAUUUGUUAUUAUUGUUGCAGGCACAACACAGAAGAAGCCAUUUUCACUGCACGACUCAAGAUUUGUCAUGGCAACAGUUUGUUAUAUUGUAGUGUAUAUAGUAAAAGUGUCUAUUUAUGAUAUUUCCAGUUACCUAGAAAAUAACAAUGUCUUUUAGUAGCAUUGUAAGCUAUAUAAUACACUGGAUGGGGUUCAGUGUUCCUGUGAAUAUUGUAAACACAUCCCAGGUAUAAGGUACUUUAUAAACAGCACCAGGACUCUAAGAAUAAAAAAAUGGCCUUAGUAUUUAACUCUAGGUUAUAUGUUCUUUUUAUAAUGUAUAUUAUUAUUAUUAUUUGAACAAAAAGAGAUGAAACAUUUAAAUAUUGUCUUAGUUUUCUAGUUGGUGAAUUCAGUACAAGAACUGUAAUACUAAUGUAUGCUUUCCUUUGAGAACAACAACCUCAUUUUAUGUUAUAUGCAGUAAACAAAUUAUUUCUUCUAA